CUUGUCAAACUUCCUCUGUCAGCCACACAGGAAGCUGAGACGGCCCGGGGCCCAGUCGUAGCAAGCACGGGCCCCCAGGACCCCCGGAGAGCGCCCAGCCAAGCCGGGCCAGCCCUGCAGGGACCAUGGGAACGAGAGCUGAAGGGGGUCCCACCGCGGCGUUUGACUGGUUCUUCGAGGCUGCCCGGCCCGCCUCCCUACAGGAGGAUCCUCUCAUCCUGCGUCAGUUCCCCCCAGACUUCAGGGACCAGGAAGCCAUGCAGAUGGUGCCCAAGUUCUGCUUCCCUUUUGACGUGGAAAGGGAGCCCCCCAGCCCCGCCGUGCAGCACUUCACCUUCGCCCUCACGGACCUGGUUGGCAACCGCAGAUUUGGUUUCUGCCGCCUGCGAGCCGGCGCCAGGAGUUGCCUCUGCAUCCUCAGCCACCUGCCGUGGUUUGAGGUGUUCUACAAGCUGCUGAACACCGUGGGGGACCUGCUGGCCCAGGACCAAGUCUCGGAGGCCGAGGAACUGCUCCUAAACCUGCGGCAGCAGGCUCCGCCCGGACCCCAGGCCACACCGAGGCUGGAGCUGGGCAGCGGCGUGGCCAUCUCCAGCGGGCACGGAGCCCCGCCGCCUGCGCCCGAGAAGAGCCGGCUGCUUCCCUGCUUUGUGGCUCCUGACUCCGGCUGCCUGCCAUCCAUUCCAGAGAAUCGCGCACCCCUCUCCGAGCAGAGAAACCUCACGGAGCUGGUGGUGGCGGUGACGGAUGAGAACCUCGUGGGCCUGUUCGCCGCGCUGCUGGCAGAGAGACGGGUCCUGCUCACGGCCAGCAAGCUCAGCACCCUGACGUCCUGCGUCCACGCGUCCUGCGCCCUCCUGUACCCCAUGCGCUGGGAGCACGUGCUGAUCCCCACGCUGCCCCCACACUUGCUGGAUUACUGCUGCGCGCCCAUGCCCUACCUCAUCGGAGUGCACGCGAGCCUUGCGGAGAGGGUACGCGACAAAGCCCUGGAGGAUGUCGUGGUGCUGAACGUGGACACUAAUACCUUGGAGACGCCCUUCGACGACGUGCGGGCGCUGCCUCCAGACGUGGUGUCCUUGCUGAGGCUGCGGCUCAGGAAGGUCGCGCUAAUUCCGGGAGAAGGGGUGUCUCGUCUCUUCCUCAAAGCUCAGGCCCUGCUCUUCGGGGGGUAUCGCGACGCACUCGUCUACAGCCAAGGCCAGCCGGUGACCUUCAGUGAGGAAGCCUUCUUGGCUCAGAAGCCUGGGGCACCCCUGCAGGCCUUCCACCGGCGGGCUGUGCACCUGCAGUUGUUCAAACAGUUCAUUGAAGCUCGGCUGGAGAAGUUCAACGCAGGGGAGGGCUUCUCAGAUGAAUUCGAGCAGGAAAUCACCUGCUGUGGGGCCUCCACAGGCACCCUCCGCUCCUAUCAGCUCUGGGCUGACAACCUCAAGAAAGGUGGUGGUGCCCUCCUGCAUUCGGUCAAAGCCAAAACCCAGCCAGCUGUCAAGAACAUGUACCGCUCGGCCAAGAGCGGCUUGAAGGGCAUGCAGAGCUUACUGGUGUACAAGGACGGGGACUCCGGCAUGCACAGGGUGGGCUCCCUGAGGGCCCCGGCCCGCACUAGCCGCUCAGAGCGCCUGCAGCAGCGCCUGCCUAUCACCCCACACUUCGGACAGAACCGGCCCCUGCGCCCCAGCAGGAGGCUCAGGCUGAAAGAGCAAACUUCUGAGUCCCCAGGAGAGAGGUCACCCCCUGGGAGCCCUGAGGAUGCCCACGGCCUGUGGCCAGAGGAAACCCUGGACAGCAGCUUUUUGGGUUCCGGGGAGGAACUGGAUUUGCUGAGCGAGAUUCUGGACAGUCUAAGCGUAGAGACCAAGAGUGCAAGCAGCCUGCGGCCCAGCCAGAGCUUAGACUGCUGUCACCAAGGUGACCUGGACACCUGCUUCAGCCUGGUGAGAGCCCCCACAGCCAAGCCUCCCCCACCCGCUCAUCCUAACCGCCAGCUACCUUCCCAUCACCGCCCCUGCUCCACGCAGCCCAACAGACCCGGAAGAACCAGCUGGCAACCAGAGGACGAGACGGCACCAGAGCUCCAGCCCCUCUCCCUGCCUGCGGACUUGCCGUCCCUGCAAAUCAGCCCGCCUCUGGACGCCACAAGCUCCCCCCAGAACACCAGUCCUCAGCUGUCCCCCGAGGCCAACCAAGGAGCCAUGCUUCCGUCCGAGUCUUCCACAGCCACUGCAGACCUGAGCACCAAAGGGGGCCCCAAAUCCUCUCCUGCUCCUGAGCCCGUGAACCUUCUGGCUGGCCCUCCCCACAAGGUGGCCGAGGGUCCCAGAGCCCAGCACCACCCAGGCUCCAGGCUCUCGGCAGUGCCCACCCAGCCCAGCCCUCCAGAAAGCGUCCAACUUCCGAUCCCCACAAAACCCACCUCCGACACUACCUGGACAUCCCAUUCGCUUGAUUCUCCCCCAGACCCCAGUUCUCCAGAGAACCCCGGAGCCCAGCUUCCCCAGGUCCUGCUACAGCAUGUUCAGUUCCAACUACCCGAGGAGCAGGGAGCCCCUGAUCCCCCUGCUUCCCCCACCAGCAGCUGGCGAGAGCCCCCGGCUGGAAGGCGGCCCCGAGUCGCUGAUCUAAAGAAGUGUUUUGAGAGUUAAAGAUCAGGCGUCUGGAAGAAACCCCAGUCCCUAAUAAAACCAUACAGAGCCUAAA
Molecule: messenger RNA, 2700 nt
Organism: Chinchilla lanigera (long-tailed chinchilla)
Lineage: Eukaryota; Metazoa; Chordata; Mammalia; Rodentia; Chinchillidae
Gene: Dennd1c
Product: DENN/MADD domain containing 1C
Exons: 22
Coding region: 126-2645 (839 amino acids)
Biological process (GO): endocytic recycling; endocytosis
Cellular component (GO): intracellular membrane-bounded organelle; cytosol
Molecular function (GO): phosphatidylinositol phosphate binding; guanyl-nucleotide exchange factor activity
Source: RefSeq, a predicted model, not a curated record